Molecule: messenger RNA, 492 nt
Organism: Xiphias gladius (swordfish)
Lineage: Eukaryota; Metazoa; Chordata; Actinopteri; Istiophoriformes; Xiphiidae
Product: ALK and LTK ligand 2-like
Exons: 4
Coding region: 1-492 (163 amino acids)
Biological process (GO): positive regulation of ERK5 cascade; positive regulation of ERK1 and ERK2 cascade
Molecular function (GO): receptor signaling protein tyrosine kinase activator activity; receptor tyrosine kinase binding
Source: RefSeq, a predicted model, not a curated record
AUGAGUGGACUGCGCAGGCACUUCACCAUGGGACUGGUGCUGCUGAUGUGCACGCUCACCGGCCACUGCGGCGAGAGCGCGCCCUCGGCGGCGCCGGCGACGGCCGCGGCCGGCAGGGAGGCGCAGCUGGACUUGAGGCAGGUGGUAGAGAUCGUGAGGCACGCGGAGGAGAGCCGGGGUCGGCAGAGCGCGAGGACGGACGCCCCGUCGACGUCGCGGGCGAAGACCUCAUCUCCGGUGGCGCCAAAGGAUUUACGCAGCUUGAAAAAGGACAGAGGAGAUCAGGCUGUCGCUGUGUUCCCCAGAGAUCUCAGAAAGAAGGAGAAAUUCCUAAAACAUAUAACAGGUCCGCUCUACUUCAGUCCCAAGUGCAGGAAGCAAGUGUACAGAGUCUACCACCACACCAGAGACUGCACAAUACCUGCAUACUUCAAAAGAUGUGCGCGGCUUCUCACACGGCUAGCCGGCAGCCUGCAGUGCACAGAGGGGUAG